AUACCUUUCCGGGCUGGGCAGAGCCGGGGAGGCGCUCCGAGUGGCCCUGGCUGGCUGCGGUGGGUGUGUGCUUCUUUUUUCUAUAUAAGCACCUUCUGCUCAAUGCAUUUUUGACUGCACAUUCACUGACAGCAUGGCGAACAAAAAGGAGGCACCCCUGGGCUCCAUCGAGAACCCGAUAAAGUUCAAGGACCAGGACUUCAAGACUCUGCUGGAAGAGUGUCUGAAGUCCGGAGAGCUGUUCGAUGAUCCGACCUUUCCACCUGAGCAGAAGUCCAUCGGUAUGCCGGAAGAUCCGGAUCCAAAAAAGGCGAUCAAGUGGCAGCGACCCAAGGACAUCCAUGACAACGCUGUGUUUGUGGAGGGCACGACAGGGACCACUGACAUCUGCCAGGGCCAACUGGGUAACUGCUGGCUGCUGGCGUCCCUGUCCUGUCUCACCAUGCACCCCAAACUCUUUGAGAAGGUGGUGCCGCCCAACCAAAGCCUGUGCAAGCCUUACGCAGGGAUCUUUCAUUUUAGGUUCUGGCAGUAUGGUGAGUGGGUGGAGGUGGUUGUGGAUGACAGGCUGCCAGUACGCGAAGGCCGUCUGCUCUUCAGCUACUCUCACACCCGCCACGAGUAUUGGAGCGCCCUGGUGGAGAAGGCCUAUGCCAAGUUAAUAGGGAGCUACGGAAGCCUGAAGGGGGGCAACAUUUCAGAGGGGAUGGAGGAUUUCACAGGAGGCAUCGCAUACUCUCUGCAGGUCUCAUCUCGUACCCCUCGAGUCCUCUGGAGGUCUCUGACAGCCGCCUUGUCUCGGGGCAGCCUGCUCAGCUGCUUCAUAGAGGCCACCAACUACCUUGAGGUUGGUAAAGUGACAGAUAACGGACUUAUUAAGGGCCACGCUUAUGCCAUCACUGACACCGACAAGGUGACGAAAGCGUUGGAUGAGGUUUUGCUGCUGAGGCUGAGGAACCCCUGGGGUUUUAUUGAGUACCGCGGGCCGUGGAGUGACAAGGGGAAAGAGUGGGACGGCGUGGUCAAAGCAGAGAAGGAAAGGAUUGAGCUUAAAAAGAAAGAAGACGGAGAGUUCUGGAUCAGUGCUGAGGACUUCAGCAGCCUGUUUGACAUCGUGGAGCUCUGCAGUGUAAAUCCUGACACUCUUGUGGAGGGAAACGCACCUGACUCUACUUCCUCUCCUGCCUCUGCCUGGACCAUCAGUGAACACGAAGGAUUCUGGGUAUCGGGGAGCUCUGCUGGUGGCAGCCGCAGAUACACCCGAUCGUUCUGGAAGAAUCCUCAGUUCCAGCUGAUUCUCACAGAGCAGGACCAGGCAGAAGCUGAAGAUGAGGAUGAUGAGGAGGAUGAUGAAGAUGACGAGGAUAAUGAGGUGAUGACCCCGGAGGAGAAGAAGAGAGCAGAGAAACAGAAGCAGAAAGCCAAACAGUGCACCGUGCUGGUGGAGCUGCAGCAGAAAAACCGCAGAAAGAAGGAUAAAGUCCACUUCCUCUACAUAGCUUUCCACAUCUACAAGGUUCCUCCUGAGCUCCAGGGUGUGUGUCUGAGCCGCAGCUUCUUCAUGAGAAAUCGCCCUGUGGGUCGCUCUGGGAAAUAUCAGGCUCAGAGGGGUGUGUGGAGGAAGCUGCAUCUGGACCCGGGUAACUACAUCAUCGUGACGUCCACCUACCGACCCAACCAGCCUGGAGAGUUCUUCGUCCGCAUCUUCUCCAAGACUGGAAACACCCUAGGGACUCAGGACUUCACCUGCUCCUCUGGCUUCCUGCCGGUUAUGGCAACUCCUGUCUCCCCGGAUGAUCAAGUGAGAAUCCGGAGGACCUUUGAUGAGGAGGCUGGCUUGGAUGACAGGCUGAACGCCAAGGAGCUCAUGCAGCUGUUGAACAGAGUUCUUGACAAAGAUUACCAUCUGCCACUGGAGACAUGCAGACAGCUCAUCUUUGCAGAGGAUACUAAAGGGCGCUCCAGUCUCAGCCGUAAACAAACAGAAACCCUGCUGUCCAGUCUGCGCCAUCUGCAGUCCGUCUUUUUCCAGUUCGAUGAGGACUCUUCUGGGACCAUGAGCCCCUUUGAACUCAGUACAGCGCUGCAAGCUGUUGGGAUGCAGUGUGAUAAUAAGGUGGUUGAGCUGCUGUCUGAGCGCUUUGCAUCUGGAGACCGUCACAUGCCCUUCCACAGCUUCGUGUCAUGUGUCACCAGGAUGCAAAAGCUUUUCGCUCUGUAUGAAUCAGAGACCAGUCAAGAGGUGAAAGACAGAGGCAUCAACUCUUGGCUGCUUCAGUUCCUGACAGUGUGAAGACAACACUUUAUGAGGAGGGUCUCCAGCUGAGCCACAACGUAGACAACACACAUAAACUGUACAUAACCAUGUAUGCCUUGUUCCAAAGCAACAGUGGUGGUUCAGUUCAUGCUUUGCUACGCCGUUGUUUUUAUUCUUGCUUCAUCUCCAUUCUUAUACACCUGGCUUAUCCUUUAUAUAGGUUCAAGGUUCAGCUUUAUUGUCACUAUACAAUACAGGAUUGCACAAUGACAUACAGCUGUAACCCCACCUACACUACACACACAGAACAAAAUAUAAAUUAGAAAAGAAUAAAACAAUAAAACAAAGCAAAGUAUAUAAAAGUAACAUUAAAGGAAAUAAAAAGAAAACUAUAUAUAUACAUAUACACACAUAUAUGUGCCUAUAAUACGCAGAGUAUAUGCCGACAGUAUCAUUUAAUUGUUAUGCAAUACUGUUAUAUUACUCCACAUUGUAGUAAAAUUGAUUUCAUAAUUACAGAUGUGAGUUUAAAAGUGUCCUUAUUGCUUUUUUCCUUAAUGAGAACAUUGUUUCCAAACCUAAAUAUAGUCCACAUUAUUAGGCCACUUUUCUCAAAGUAAUUAUCAUAUUAUCAAGUUGCUCUUUAGAAAUUAAGUAGUGAAGAAAAGAAAAUGUUUUUCAUAAGAUUAAACAUGAAUGAAAUGGCACACAUGACUGCAAUUACACAACCGAAGAAAGAAAAAAUAUCACUGCAACCCCAACAGUUUACUCAUCCAUGCACACAUGAGCACACCCUGGGUAAUAUCUGCACACACACACACACACACACACACACACACCCUCACUCACACACACACAGUCAGUCAGAGUGAGCACUGCCUGCCCCACUGAGGGUGUGAGGUUUAUGUCUCAGCAGCGCUACACGCACCAUCUCUAUUCUUAUCGCACUGACGCCACGUACAGCGUCAAUACACAAUCGCCCCCUCCUCCACUACGUUCCCUCACUCCCUCCAUCCAUCCCUCACUCUUUCUCCCCCCUCCUGUUCUCUCUAGUAACUGUCUGAGUCUCACAAUCUGCAUCCUCCUCCUCCUCCCUGUUACACACAUACACACACAGGUGCUGACUUGGAAACACACACACACACACACACACACACACACACACACACACACACACACACACACACAGCGAGCAAAUGUCCUUUCUACACAUGCUGCUAUUAAUAGCACCUUUGCUCACACACCACUUCCUGUUCAUCGUUAGGUGAGUACACACAGGUUGUCCUCGGCAACAGUCCAUCUACAUUGUGAUAGAAGAGGAAAGAAAGACGAGCGAGACAGGAAGGACCCAUAGAUUCAUCUCAGUGUCUGGCCUCUCAAUCAACUCUACCUGCUUUGUUAGUUUAUUUUUAUUCUUCCAGACCUCUUGUCUGUGUGCCAGCCCUGCAGGAGGUCAGCCAGUGUGACAACUGUGACCUCAACAAGGCUUAUAAAACCAGGUAUCUCCAGGCGUCACAGGACUGAUGUGCAGAUGUGCGCACUCUCACUCUCACACUGUCACCUUUUUUGUUUCAGAACAACCAAGAAACAAGAGCGUCUACAGACACACUAGCGGUUCUGUGAGGCUCUAUUUAUAGUAUUCAUGGGCACAGCAGUGUUUUAACUAAAUGCCAGAGGUAGGACCAAGUCAUUGUAAUUUUAAAUGUAUGAAAGUCAUGAAGGCUUUUAAAAUUUGUAUUAAUCUGUUAAAACAAGUGCAGCUGAACUAAACAAUUAAAAAGUAGCGCUUUCAUAAAACAAAGCACUAUUAACCAGUACGACAAUUAGCUCAUAGCACCACAUUAGCUCGCUAUCUAUGUUAAUGUUAGCUUAAACUUCUCCUCUUCUUUGUGCAGCUUCAGUUGUUGAUCGCGACUGUCUGUAAAUUUCGACCCACACAUUUUACAUACUGCAGUUUCUUUUUUGAUGAAAAUCGUAUAGUUUUUUGAACGCAAACGAAAAUCUCUUUGGUUUUCCAACUGGCGCUCAGUAACAUGACGUUCAUUCUUCAUGGUUCUCUUCUGCAGUUUGGGUGGAUGCUGUCGGUUCGGUUCAAAUAAAGUGGAUUUAAGUGUCGACUUACUGGGCACGAAAAGCGUUUCAUUCAGGAAAUGAAGGGAAAUAAAGUGAUUUUAUUUCUCGUUACUGCUCUUCCUUCUCUAUUUUCUCCUGUUGCAUAUCAAUGACCUGUGUAGGCCAGUAUUUCCAAACAACAUCGGACAGGUGAAUUCAGAAAAGGGGUACAUAGUUCCUUUGUGAGUUGUAUUCACUGAUAAUGAUAAAUGUCAUAAAUGAGUCAAAAUCAAUAAAUCUAUUAUUUAAAAAAUA
This is a messenger RNA of Epinephelus lanceolatus (giant grouper), 4624 nucleotides long. It is a transcript of the gene capn12, whose product is annotated as calpain 12. Gene Ontology annotation, cellular component: cytoplasm. The record is from RefSeq and is a predicted model, not a curated record. Gene Ontology annotation, molecular function: calcium ion binding; calcium-dependent cysteine-type endopeptidase activity. NCBI's taxonomy places the organism in Eukaryota, Metazoa, Chordata, Actinopteri, Perciformes, Serranidae. Gene Ontology annotation, biological process: negative regulation of apoptotic process; proteolysis.